Messenger RNA from Mycena citricolor, 1814 nucleotides. The record is from the annotation of a GenBank genome assembly. NCBI's taxonomy places the organism in Eukaryota, Fungi, Basidiomycota, Agaricomycetes, Agaricales, Mycenaceae.
CUCGAUUGUCAUGGCUGAGCUAGCGACAUACCAAUCCGAGCUCAUCGAGCACUCCAUGGCCGUAGGGGCUCUCAAGUUCGGCACUUUUACACUCAAAUCGGGCCGCGUCUCCCCGUACUUUUUCAAUGCAGGACUCCUCAGCUCAGGUCCCAUCUUGGCUUCUCUUUCCCGUGCAUACGCCCAAACUAUCUCUGCUGCUCAAGCCGCGUCCACCAUCCCUGAUUUCGAUGUCCUCUUCGGACCCGCAUACAAGGGCAUUCCAUUUGCGUCGACGACCGCGCUGAUGCUGCACACCGAGCACAACCAGUCUGUCGGCUUCGCGUACGAUCGUAAAGAGGUCAAGGAUCAUGGCGAGGGUGGGAAGAUGGUCGGAGUGUCUGUUGCUGGGAAGAAAGUCGUGAUCCUGGACGACGUCAUGACUUCCGGGAAAGCCGUCCGCGGAGCAAUCGAGACGGUCGUGGCACACGGUGGAGAGGUCGUGGGUGUCGUGCAAUGUCUCGAUCGCGAGGAGAUUGGUCAGGAAGGCACAGGCAGCACAGUGAAGGAGAUCGAGAGCCUCAUUGGUGAGGGCAGGGUCAGGUCGAUUCUUCGCAUGCGGGACCUCAUUUUGUGGCUGGAGAGUCAUGGUAUGGCCGAGGAGUUGGCUGCAAUGAAUGAGUAUUGGAACAAAUUUGGCCUCAAAGCCUAAUGCUAGAGGUCCAUCAGUGGUGCAUCAUGAAAACGGGGCCGCUAUCCAGAGGCUCCAUCCAAGUCCCUGUAACAACUAUUCCUAUUCUUAACCUAAAACCUUGUCCCUCUGGAGUCUGUAACUCUUAGCCUACACGCUGCGGUAUAUCUGGUAUCCACCUUUAUAGAACUUAGAACGGAAGUUGACUGAAAACUUGAAACGACAGCUCGACCCACUUCUCUGAAGCUGGGACGCAGAGGAGCAUGUGAGAAGGGCGACGCGACGCGCUGUGUCACGUGUGACCUCGAGAGACACGUCAUUCAAACCUCGCCCCCUUACCACCAUGAGUGAAGUCCUCGCCGAAAUUCGCAAGAUCCCUCCAGUGACCCGACUUCUAUGUAUCUCCAGCGUCUCUGUCUCCUUAUCUUCCAUGAUGGGCCUCGUCUCCCCCUACAAAGUCGUCUACACAUACAAAUAUGUGUUUAGAGACCUGCAGGUUUGGCGAUUGUACACUAGCUUCUUCCUUGGUGGCUCGGGUAUAAACUACAUCUUCGACCUUGUCAUGCUCUACCGUAGCGCUGACCAGCUGGAGUCGGGCCCUUACCAAGGCCGUUCCGCAGACUUGGCCUGGCAGCUUUUCGCAUCCUGUGUCGCCAUUAUCAUCACGUCGAUCCCAGUUAAAUCGCUCGUCUUCUUCCGUCCGCUGCUCCUCUGUUUGGCUUACGUGUCGUCGGCGCUGGCCCCAGUCGGCGCUCAAACAUCUAUCAUGGGACUCAUCUCCGUUCCCAUCACGUAUUUCCCCUACAUCUUUCUCGGGAUGGACCUACUUAUGGGCGGGCCGGGUGCCGUCGCCCAGUCCCUGCCGGGUGCCGUCGUAGGCCAUCUGUGGUGGUGGGGUGUCUGGGGCCCGAAUACCGGAGGAGAGGGUGGCAUUCUUGCCCAGUGGGGUGCGGCGCCGCGGUGGCUGCGGGAGUGGAUGGGACAGAGAGACACAAGCACCAGUGCAAGGACGGCUGCCGGGACAUCUCGUGCGAAUGCUGGGAGUGGAAUCCACAUCGUUCCGCCAAGACGACCGGCAGAGUCCGGGGCUUCGACCUCUACAUCUGGAUACAAUUGGGGCACCGGUCAAAAGCUUGGUUCCCAGUAG